CUGCUACAAGUCAUUUACUGAGCGCAACAGAAUGAUGUCAUAAGUUCCUCUCGCAAGCUUCCUUGCUUUUCCACAUACUAUAAACUUCAGAGUUGGAAUUUUUAUGGUACGGUAACAUGGAAACAUAUGCUAAAGAUAUAAAACACCAGCAGCUUUUCCAGAAGCUAUAGACAAAUUUGAAGCGACACAUUUGCUUCACAGCUAGACAUGAGGAGGCUAUUGUUUUUGUUCACUCUAACUGUGAGAGCAGCUGCUGGAUAUAAAUUUGGAUAUGAAGGAUCUGGAUAUUCGUAUGCUGAAAGCCAUGAUGUUGACUAUACAGUAAAAUAUACUGGAAGCAGUUAUGACAUGAAUUAUAAAGAACCAAGAUGGUGUCAUCCAUUGAGCAUAGAAAAUGGGAUCGCAGAAUGUUAUUCACCGAGAGGUCCAAACUAUAGGAGUACACUUGGAACCCGAUGUCACAUAUCUUGUGAUAGAGGAUACAGGCUCUUGGGUCGCAAGCAGGUCGAAUGUCGCGUGACCAGGCGCUGGUCAGGAAUCAGCAGAUGCAAAGAGGUACGUUGUUAUCUACUUCCUGUGUUUCCCUAUGGAUCAUAUGCAUGCUCAAAGGGGACACGCAUGGAUUCUCAGUGUGAGUACAUAUGUGAACAAGGAUACCAACUGGAAGGAGAUAGAAUAAGAGUGUGCCUGCAGAAUGGCCAUUGGAGUGGGACUGAACCUUUAUGCGUAGAUUACGAACCUCCCAGGAUAAAGUGCCCAGGGUCUCGUGAAAAGGUGGCGGAACCAGGGCAGCUGACGACUCGCAUAUACUGGGAUCCUCCACGGAUAAAGGAUGUGGUUGAUAAACACAGCACAAAAUUAAUUCUGAAGGGACCAGCCUCAGGGUCUGAGUUUGGAAAGGGUGAACAGGUCAUUCGUUAUGUGGCCUAUGACAGAGAAAGGAACAAAGCCACUUGCAAAUUCACUGUGACAGUUUUUGUUCGAAGAUGCCCUCUUUUGAACCCCCCUGCCAAUGGUUACAUCACUUGUACAUCUGAUGGCAAUAACUAUGGUGCAACCUGCACUUACACGUGUGAAGGAGGCUACGAACGUCAGGGUAUCUUCAAAAGAGUGUGUCUCUUUAAUCGAAGCUGGUCAGGAAUGCCACCAUCUUGUGUACGAAUUCAGAUUAACGUUGAUGUGAAUUCAGUGGCUGCUCUCUUGGAUCAGUUUUUUGAAAUUCAGCGUCUCCUCAUCAUUUCCUCCCCAAGCCCAUCUGAUAGAUACUACAGGAUGCAGAUGACCUAUCUUCAGGAGGCUUCCUGUGGAUUUGAACAGUGGCAAAUAACAGUAAUAGAAUUGAUUGGAAAUCCACCAAAACUAGUGGGACGCAUAAAGGAGCAGCAGCUUUCUACAGAAAUGGCUGAUGAACUCAGACAAGUCUAUUAUUUAUCCGAUAGACAUUUUGAUGUUGUCCUGAUCGACAAAUAUGGUACUGACAGGGAACGUUAUAUUCAACCUGUUACACCCAGUGAGCUGUUUUCAUUCAUUGAUGAAAACAUACUGCGGGCAGAUGAGAGGGCUGCCCGACAGCAAAAGGAAGAUUUCUGUAGCUAAAGCUCAAACGUGUCAAUUUUUUUUCCAGUAGACACAACAAAUGCAGAUGCUGAAAUCUUGAUUAAAAAGCACAAAGUGCUGGAGUAACUCAGCAGGUCAGGCGGCAUCUCUAGAGAACAUGCUUAGGUGACGUUACGGUUCGGGACCCUUCUCCAGUCUGAAGAAGGGCCCCGAACAGAAAUGUUGCCCAUCUAGGUUCUGCAGGGAUGCUGCCUGACUCGCUGUGUUACUCAGGCAUUUUUUUUCCUCAAUGUUUCUUCCAAUUUGCCUCAACAAACUAUGUAAUACCAGUUCAAUUUGCAGACAGAAGGUUUAUUCUUUCCUUAUCUUCCAUUGUAAUAAAUGUUGCCAUGAUCCUUUGAAAUCACACAUUUUCCUGCAGCUAAAAAUCUGAUUUUCUGUAAAAGCAUAGUUGACAUGUAUAAAGUUCAUUACAUGAAAAUGUA
Molecule: messenger RNA, 2042 nt
Organism: Amblyraja radiata (thorny skate)
Lineage: Eukaryota; Metazoa; Chordata; Chondrichthyes; Rajiformes; Rajidae
Gene: srpx2
Product: sushi-repeat containing protein X-linked 2
Exons: 11
Coding region: 208-1596 (462 amino acids)
Biological process (GO): positive regulation of synapse assembly; cell-cell adhesion; positive regulation of cell migration involved in sprouting angiogenesis
Molecular function (GO): signaling receptor binding
Source: RefSeq, a predicted model, not a curated record